Thalassophryne amazonica is the source of this 9233-nucleotide messenger RNA. RefSeq lists its product as uncharacterized. The transcript has 10 exons. Lineage: Eukaryota; Metazoa; Chordata; Actinopteri; Batrachoidiformes; Batrachoididae. Gene Ontology annotation, biological process: DNA integration. The record is from RefSeq and is a predicted model, not a curated record. Bases 1 to 1572 code for a protein of 523 amino acids. Gene Ontology annotation, molecular function: nucleic acid binding.
AUGGCCUAUAAAACCGCAGCCGAUAGGAAGAGGUCUUCGGCACCAGCCUACACCCCAGUCCGUCUGCUUUUGCCCAGGUCCAUGAAGGUGCACCCCACCUUCCACGUCAGCCAUGUGAAGCCUGUCCACACUAGCCCUUUGUGCCCUUUGGCCGUUCCCCCGCCUUCCGCCCGGUUUGUGGGUGUUGGACCGGUCUUCUCUGUUCGGUGCCUCCUGGGAUCUCAGCGGCGUGGGAGGGGGGUGCAGUACGUGGUGGACUGGGAGGGGUGGCGCUGUGGACUGACGGCCAUUAAAGUCAGCGAAGAAGAAGAGAUGAGCGAAGCAGCGGGCCUUCCUUUAGUGCCUGAAGGUGAUUCAGCCGCCCUCAGCAGCGCUGAAAUCAACACCUCCACACGAGCAGUUAAAGUUGACAGGACGUUUGGAGAACCAGGGCGCCCCAGUCUGAUUAUUUCCAAGGAACAUCUCCAAGACUUGGUUGAAAUGGAUCUGUCGGUUGGGUGUAUCUCUAAACUACUUGGCGUGUCUGUACGAACAGUCCACCGGAGGAUGCAGAAAUGGGGUAUCUCCAUCAGGCAGUGCUACAGCAACAUGAGCGACGAUGAGCUUGACAAGUUGAUUUCUGCAAUCAAGGAACAAUCACCAAAUUUGGGACACAGGAUGGUAAAGGGUCGGCUCAGGGCUAAAGGCCACCGAGUACAGUGGACCCGAGUGUUGGGCUCGAUGCACCGCGUCGACAGCCUUGGAAUUCUUGAGAGACUGGAAAGUCUAGAUUGUGUUAUUAGACGAACAGACUGUUUGCCUGGACCAUUGUCGCUUCUCCACAUCGACACAAACCACAAAUUGAUCAGAUUUGGAGUGAUUAUCUUUGGUGGCAUCGAUGGAUUUUCCAGGAAAAUCCUGUACCUGAAAGCAGCCAAUAACAACAAGGCUUCCACCGCUCUGGAGUUCUUCACUGCAGCUGUUCAAAGACACGGUUGUCCAUCCAGGGUGAAAGGUGACCAAGGAGCAGAAAACGUGGACAUUGCAAGAUGGAUGUUUAAAGCUCGUGGCUGUGACAGAGGGAGCUUCAUUGCAGGAAAAAAUGUCCGUAACCAAAGGAUCGAGCGGUUGUGGCGGGACGUUUGGAAGGCGGUGUCACACGCCUAUUAUGACUUGCUCCGCAGCCUUGAGGCGGACGGACUGCUGGACCCAACGAACUGCACCCAUCUCUUCUGUGCCCGGUUUGUGUUCUUGCCCAGAAUCCAGGCAGACCUGGACACUUUUACUGAUGGCUGGAACAACCAUCCACUGCGGACAGAACACAACCACACCCCCAACCAACUCUGGGAAACCGAAAAGAGUCGGAGUCCUGACGAUCCUGAGGAGGAACAGUUUGAAGACUGGGAUGUGUCAGACAUUGUUCAAAAUGGACUACGCGUCCCAGACAUCUUUUGUCCGCUGGACGGUAAAGAAGUGGAAGAACUGAAGCAGCGCUUUAAUCCUAUGGCUCCGUCGUCAUGUCUUGGGGCGGACAUUUACUGUGCCAUCGUGGGCUUUGUUCAGGGCCUCGUUGAAUCCAGGCAGCAAGCAUAAAACAGAGUUGUGUAGGUUCCAGUAGUGGAUUCAUUUUUUCUUUGUCCUUAAGGUGUCCACUGGGUCCCACCAUGUUGGAAAGGUUUCAUAUUUCAGUUCUGCUGUCCGAUGAUGGAACAGAGCGGGUCGCUCAGUGGGAGGAGGUGGACCUGGGUUUGACUUGCAUUCACACUACAUGUCUCAGUCCACCCAGCUGGACGUGGGAAGUGACUCGUGAUGGACUGGAGUCCCAUCCAGGGGGAAGUCACGAGAAAGAAUCCCGAGAUAAGCACCAGCACCAGCGGGCCUCAAGGUCGAUGCAGGACUCAGUUCCAGCUGGUCUUAGUCAGCAUUUUAAUUUGUAAAAACACAUUUUGAAAGCUGUUUAUUCAUAAUAAUUAAUUAAAGGUCCAGUUUGUCAACAACAAAAAAGUACUGACAGUUCCUGGAACCGUCUGAUGCUCCGGAGAUGUGGGUGCUUUUAUUUUCUCUUCCAGGUCCAUAUGGAUGCAUUCUUCACCUCGUGUUCUGAAAUUACCUGCUGCUUCCUGAUCCUCUGAAUAAAGGUGUCAGAAACAUUUAACAGAAAGAAAAAUGAACACGUCAGUAACGACACACGCAAAUCAUUUAUUUAGAAUGAACCCGACAAAGACGACACCGUCUGGAAGGAAACUGAAUAUUUUCAUUACUUCUUGGACAAUUUACUUUAAAUCUAAUGUGUCUGUGUCCUGUGACCUUUUCACUCUUAUUGUGAAGGCCAACUUGCAUAAAAACAAAAAACAUGACAAAUAAUAGUUGAUUCUCCGCAAAAUGUAUCUUUAUCAAAAUAUUACAUUUAAACAUGAUCAAUAAACUUUAACAUCAUCUCCAGUGAAAUCACAACACACCCACACACACACUGAGCUGAGGAAACACAGAUUAGAAAAAGACAGACACUGAGGAAACACACAGAUUAGAAAAAGACAGACACUGAUAAAAACACAGAUUAGAAAAAGACAGAUCGGAGGAAACAGAAGAAAGACAGAUUAGAGGAAACAGAUUAGAAAAAGACACAGAGCUGAGGAAACUCACAGAGAAGAAGAAAGAGACACUGAGGAAACACACAGAUUACAAGAAAGAGACAGAUCUGAGGAAACAGAUUAGAGGAAAACGACUGAGCUGAGGAAACUCACAGAUGAGAAGAAAGACAGACAGAGCUGAGGAAACAAAGAUUAGAAGAAAGACAGAUUAGAGGAAACAGAUUAGAAGAAAGACAGAACUGAGGAAACACAGAUUAGAGGAAACACACAGAUUAGAAGAAAGAGACAGAACUGAGGGAAACAGAUUAGAAGAAAGACACAGAUUAGAGGAAACAAAACAGAUUACAAGAAAGAGACAGAGCUGAGGAAACAGAUUAGAGGAAAGACAGACAACUGAGGAAAGACAGAACUGAGGAAACACAGAUUAGAAGAAAGACAGAGUUGAGGAAACAGAUUAGAAGAGAGAGAGAGAGCUGAGGAAACAGAUUAGAAGAAAGACAGACAGAGCUGAGGAAACAGAUGAGAAGAAAGAGAGAGCUGAGGAAACAAAUUAGAAGAAAGACAAACAGAUCUGAGGAAAUAGAUUAGAAGAAAGACAGAGCUGAGGAAACAGAUUAGAAGAAAGACAGUUGAGGAAACACAAAUUAGUAGAAAGACAAACAGAGCUGAGGAAACAAAUUAGAAGAAAGACAAACAGCUGAGGAAACACAGAUUAGAAGAAAGACAAACAGAUCUGAGGAAACACAGAUUAGAAGAAAGACAAACAGAACGGAGGAAACACAAAUUAGAAGAAAGACAAACAGAGCGGAGGAAACACAGAAGAAAGACACAGAGCUGAGGAAACACACAGAUUAGAAGAAAGACAGAGCUGAGGAAACAAAUUAGAGGAAAGACAGACAGCUGAGGAAACACAAAUUAGAAGAAAGACAAACAGAGCUGAGGAAACACAGAUUAGAAGAAAGACAGACAGAGCUGAGGAAACAGAUGAGAAGAAAGAGAACUGAGGAAAUAGAUUAGAAGAAAGACAGAGCUGAGGAAACAGAUUAGAAGAAAGACAGUUGAGGAACACAAAUUAGUAGAAAGACAAACAGAGCUGAGGAAACAAAUUAGAAGAAAGACAAACAGCUGAGGAAACAGAUUAGAAGAAAGACAAACAGAUCUGAGGAAACAGAUUAGAAGAAAGACAAACAGAACGGAGGAAACACAAAUUAGAAGAAAGACAGAGUUGAGGAAACAGAUUAGAAGAAAGACAAACAGAAUGGAGGAAACACAGAUUAGAAGAAAGACAGAGUUGAGGAAACAGAUUAGAAGAGAGAGAGAGAGCUGAGGAAACAGAUUAGAAGAAAGACAGACAGAGCUGAGGAAACAGAUGAGAAGAAAGAGAGAGCUGAGGAAACAAAUUAGAAGAAAGACAAACAGAUCUGAGGAAAUAGAUUAGAAGAAAGACAGAGCUGAGGAAACAGAUUAGAAGAAAGACAGUUGAGGAAACACAAAUUAGUAGAAAGACAAACAGAGCUGAGGAAACAAAUUAGAAGAAAGACAAACAGCUGAGGAAACACAGAUUAGAAGAAAGACAAACAGAUCUGAGGAAACACAGAUUAGAAGAAAGACAAACAGAACGGAGGAAACACAAAUUAGAAGAAAGACAAACAGAGCGGAGGAAACACAAGAAAGACACAGAGCUGAGGAAACACACAGAUUAGAAGAAAGACAGAGCUGAGGAAACAAAUUAGAGGAAAGACAGACAGCUGAGGAAACACAAAUUAGAAGAAAGACAAACAGAGCUGAGGAAACACACAGAUUAGAAAAAAGAUAAACAGAGCUGAGGAAACAAACAGAUUAGAUGAAAGAGCUGAGGAAACAAAUUAGAAAAAAGACAGAGAUCUGAGGAAACACACAGAUUAGAAGAAUGACAAACAGAGCUGAGGAAACAUAGAUUAGAAGAAAGACAGAGCUGAAGAAACAAACUAGAAGAAAGACACAGAGCUGAGGAAACACACAGAUUAGAAGAAUGACAAACAGAUCUGAGGAAACAGAUUAGAAGAAAGACAGAACUGAGGAAACACAGAGAAGAAGAAACACAGAUUAGAAAAAGACAGAGCUGAGGAAAGAGAUUAGAAGAAAGACAGAUGAGAGGAAACACACAGAUUAGAAAAAAGAUAAACAGAGCUGAGGAAACAAACAGAUUAGAUGAAAGAGCUGAGGAAACAAAUUAGAAAAAAGACAGACAGAGAUCUGAGGAAACACACAGAUUAGAAGAAUGACAAACAGAGCUGAGGAAACAGAUUAGAAGAAAGACAGAGCUGAAGAAACAAAUUAGAAGAUAGACACAGAGCUGAGGAAACACAAAUUAAAAGAAAGACAAACAGAGCUGAGGAAACAGAUUAGAAGAAAGACAGACAGAGCUGAGGAAACACAGAUUAGAAGAAAGACAAACAGAGCUGAGGAAACACAGAUUAGAAGAAAGACAGCUGAUGAAACAGAUUAGAAGAAAGACAAACAGCUGAGGAAACACAAAUUAGAAGAAAGACAGAGCUGAGGAAACAGAUUAGAAGAAAGACAAACAGAGCUGAGGAAACACAGAUUAGAAGAAAGACAGCUGAGGAAACAGAUUAGAAGAAAGACAAACAGAGCUGAGGAAACACAGAUUAGAAGAAAGACAGCUGAGGAAACACAGAUUAGAAGAAAGACAAACAGCUGAGGAAACACAAAUUAGAAGAAAGACAGAGCUGAGGAAACAAAUUAGAGGAAAGACAGAGCUGAGGAAACACAAAUUAGAGGAAAGACAGAUCUGAGGAAACACACAGAUUAGAAGAAAGACAGAUCUGAGGAAACAAAUUAGAGGAAAGACAGAUCUGAGGAAACAAAUUAGAAGAAAGACAAACAGAGCUCAGGAAACACACAGAUUAGAAAAAAGAUAAAGAGCUGAGGAAACAAACAUUAGAUGAAAGACCUGAAGAAACAAAUUAGAAGAAAGACAGACAGAGAGCUGAGUAAACACACAGAUUAGAAGAACGACAAACAGCUGGGGAAACACAGAUUAGAAGAAAGACAGACAGAGAACUGAAGAAACACACAGAUUAGAAAAAGACAGAGCUGAGGAAACUGAAGAAGAAAGACAGAUUAGAAAAAGACAGAAUUGAGGAAACAGAUUAGAAAAACACACAGAGCUGAGGAAACAGAAGAAGAAAGACAGUCACUGAUGAAACACACAGAUUAUAAAAAGUAGAUCUGAGGAAACAGAAUAGAAGAAACAAACAGAGCUGAGCAAACACACAGAUUAGAAGAAAGACAGACAGAGCUGAGGAAAGACAGAUUAGAAGAAAGACAAACAGAGCUGAGGAAACACAGAUUAGAAGAAAGACAAACAGAGCUGAGCAAACACACAGAUUAGAAGAAAGACAGACAGAGCUGAGGAAAGACAGAUUAGAAGAAAGACAAACAGAGCUGAGGAAACACAGAUUAGAAGAAUGACAAACAGAUCUGAGGAAACAGAUUAGAAGAAAGACAGAACUGAGGAAACACAGAGAAGAAGAAACACAGAUUAGAAAAAGACAGAGCUGAGGAAAGAGAUUAGAAGAAAGACAGAUGAGAGGAAACACACAGAUUAGAAAAAAGAUAAACAGAGCUGAGGAAACAAACAGAUUAGAUGAAAGAGCUGAGGAAACAAAUUAGAAAAAAGACAGACAGAGCUGAGGAAACACACAGAUUAGAAGAAUGACAAACAGAUCUGAGGAAACACAGAUUAGAAGAAAGACAGAGCUGAAGAAACAAAUUAGAAGAUAGACACAGAGCUGAGGAAACACAAAUUAAAAGAAAGACAAACAGAGCUGAGGAAACACACAGAUUAGAAGAAAGACAGACAGAGCUGAGGAAACACAGAUUAGAAGAAAGACAAACAGAGCUGAGGAAACACAGAUUAGAAGAAAGACAGCUGAGGAAACAGAUUAGAAGAAAGACAAACAGCUGAGGAAACACAAAUUAGAAGAAAGACAGAGCUGAGGAAACAGAUUAGAAGAAAGACAAACAGAGCUGAGGAAACAAAUUAGAGGAAAGACAGAGCUGAGGAAACACAAAUUAGAGGAAAGACAGAGCUGAGGAAACACACAGAUUAGAAGAAAGACAGAUCUGAGGAAACAAAUUAGAGGAAAGACAGAUCUGAGGAAACACAAAUUAGAAGAAAGACAAACAGAGCUCAGGAAACACACAGAUUAGAAAAAAGAUAAAGAGCUGAGGAAACAAACAUUAGAUGAAAGACCUGAAGAAACAAAUUAGAAGAAAGACAGACAGAGAGCUGAGUAAACACACAGAUUAGAAGAACGACAAACAGCUGGGGAAACAGAUUAGAAGAAAGACAGAGCUGAGGAAACAAAUUAGAAGAAAGACAGACAGAGAACUGAAGAAACACACAGAUUAGAAAAAGACAGAGCUGAGGAAACACAGUGAAGAAGAAAGACAGAACUGAGGAAACAUUAGAAAAACACACAGAGCUGAGGAAACAGAAGAAGAAAGACAGUCACUGAUGAAACACACAGAUUAUAAAAAGUAGAGCUGAGGAAACAGAGUAGAAGAAAGACAAACAGAGCUGAGCAAACACACAGAUUAGAAGAAAGACAGACAGAGCUGAGGAAAGACAGAUUAGAAGAAAGACAAACAGAGCUGAGCAAACAGAUUAGAAGAAAGACAAACAGAGCUGAGCAAACACACAGAUUAGAAGAAAGACAGAGCUGAGGAAAGACAGAUUAGAAGAAAGACAAACAGAGCUGAGGAAACACAGAUUAGAAGAAAGACAGACAGAGCUGAGGAAACAGAUUAGAAGAAAGACAAACAGAGCUGAGGAAACAAAUUAGAAGAAAGACAACUGAGGAAACACAAAUUAGAAGAAAGACAAACAGAGCUGAGGAAACACACAGAUUAGAAGAAAGACAGACAGAGCUGAGGAAACAGAUUAGAAGAAAGACAAACAGAGCUGAUGAAACACAAAUUAGAAGAAAGACAAACAGAAUUGAGGAAACAAAUUAGAAGAAAGACAAGCAGAUCUGAGGAAGCACAGAUUAGAAGAAAGAAACAGAUCUGAGGAAGCACAGAUUAGAGGAAAGACAAACAGAAUGGAGGAAACACGAAUUAGAAGAAAGACAAACAGAGCUGAGGAAACAGAUUAGAAGAAAGACACAGAGCUGAGGAAACACACAGAUUAGAAGAAAGACAGAUCUGAGGAAACAAACAGAUUAGAAGAAAGACAAACAGCUGAAGAAACACAAAUUAGAAGAAAGACAAACAGAACUGAGGAAACACAGAUUAGAAGAAAGACACAGAUCUGAAGAAACACAAAUUAGAAGAAAGACAAACAGAGCUGAGGAAACAGAUUAGAAGAAAGACACAGAGCUGAGGAAACACAGAUUAGAAGAAAGACAGAUCUGAGGAAACACAAAUUAGAGGAAAGACACAGCUGAGGAAACACAAAUUAGAAGAAAGACAAACAGAUCUGAGGAAACACACAGAUUAGAAAAAAGAUAAGAUGAGGAAACAGAUUAGAAGAAAGACAGAGCUGAGGAAACAAAUUAGAAGAAAGACACAGAGUUGAGGAAACACAGAUUAGAAGAAAGACAAACAGAGCUGAGGAAACACACAGAUUAGAAGACAGACAGACAGAACUGAGGAAACAGAUUAGAAGAAAGACAGAACUGAGGAAACACAAAUUAGAAGAAAGACAAGCAGAGCUGAGGAAACACAGAUUAGAAGAAAGACAGUUGAGGAAACAAAUUAGAAGAAAGACACAGAGUUGAGGAAACACACAGAUUAGAAGAAAGACAAAGAGCUGAGGAAACAGAAGAAAGACAAACAGAGCUGAGGAAACACAGACUAGAAGAAAGACAGACAGAAAUGAGGGAACACAGAUUAGAAGAAAGAACUGAGGGAACACACAGAUUAGGAGAAAGACAGACACUGAUCUGAGGAAACACACAGAUAAGGAGAAAGACAGACUGAACCGAGGGAACACGGAUUAGAAGAAAGAGACACUGAUCUGAGGAAACAGAUGAGAAGAAAGACAGAACUGAGGGAACACAGAGAUAAGGAGACACUGAACUGAGGGAACACAAAUUAGAAGAAAGACAGACUAAACAGAGAACACAAAUUAGAAGAAAGACAGACACUAAAAUGAGGAAAAAGAUUAGAAGAAAGACAGACAGAGCUGAGGAAACACAAAUUAGAAGAAAGACAGACACUAAAAUGAGGAAACAGAUUAGAAGAAAUACAAACAGAGCUGAGGAAACAUAAAUUAGAAGAAAGACACAGAGCUGAGGAAACAAAUUAGAAGAAAGACAAACAGAGCUGAGGAAACACACAGAUUAGGAGAAAGACAGACACUGAUCUGAGGAAACACACACAGGUUAGAAGAAAAACACUGAGCUGAGGAAACACACAGAUAAGGAGAAAGACAGACACAAAUCUGAGGAAAAGCACAGAUGAGAAGAAACAGACACUGAGCUGAGGAAACACACAGAUUAGGAGAAAGACAGACACUGAUCUGAGGAAACACACACAGGUUAGAAGAAAAACACUGAGCUGAGGAAACACACAGAUAAGGAGAAAGACAGACACAAAUCUGAGGAAAAGCACAGAUGAGAAGAAACAGACACUGAGCUGAGGAAACACACAGAU